Plodia interpunctella (Indianmeal moth) is the source of this 5217-nucleotide messenger RNA. RefSeq names its product serrano (gene sano). Bases 477 to 2363 code for a protein of 628 amino acids. Lineage: Eukaryota; Metazoa; Arthropoda; Insecta; Lepidoptera; Pyralidae. The transcript has 7 exons. The record is from RefSeq and is a predicted model, not a curated record.
CCAGAUCGAGUCAGAUGGUUCUCGGCUGCCGAUGAGACAGCACGCUCGCCGCGUUCGAAAUUUAAAACUUUUACGUUUAAAACUCGAAACACGAGGUUUUUUACGGAGUCAAAUGUAAAAAAGACGUUCUGUGUUGCCAGUAAUACAAUUUCAUUUGAGUCGGACAUUUUUAAUUCAGUAUUCGUGAUAACUAAGUAGAAAGUUAGCACUGACAGUUCUUUCUAUACAAACAGUGUUCGUGUAAUAUAUAGUUUGAUAUCGUGCUGUGCUUAUGUGAGGUUUUUGAACUGUAUCCGGAAACUUUUGGGUUAUAAGGUUAGCUGUUUCGCUUUUGGAGAGUUCCAAGUAUAGUUGAUCUGCCAAUUUCGACUGUGUGAAAAGGUGUAACUGCAACCAGUCUUUGGGAUUUACGAUUGCGGCCCACAAGACAAACGCCUCUUGUUUACGUCUGUCUAUAAGAUGUGACAAAAUCCACGAUGGCAGCCACUGAUGGCCAGGUCGUUGUGGCAGCGUCGCGGUGGGCGGACGAGGGCAGCUAUCUCAGGGAGUUUGUUGUCAAAAACCGACUGCCCAAUGUCGCCAAGAUCAUCAAAGGGCAAUAUGGAGGACUUGGCGUGCCGACACUGCCCAGUCCCGGACUCCAGAGCACCGCCCUUCUCGUCUCCGUCGGAAAGAGAAAAAAGAUAAUAGCACAAGCUAUAAAAUUAAAAGAAGGACGCCGAAUGGUUAGCGUAGGACCAAGAAUUGCUAUCCCUGAUUCCUAUAAAGGGUACUUUGAACUCCUCAGCGAAGAAGGUCGAGCUGUACGAUGUAUUGAAUCAGUAGCCGAAUUAGCAAGACGCAAACUCGAUGAUGGAUGCUUAGUUCGAGAGCCCGUUAGAGUUAUAUAUGCUAAAAUUGAUUUAGAUGGUAAUAUAACUGCCGAUGGAGCGAGGAAUCUACCUGCGGGUGAAGUCAUCAUGCCUAAAGGAGAAGCUUUCUUAGGCAAAAAUAAGUAUCUAAAAUGUACUGACUCUAAAGGUGACAUGGUGCUGCUAAGUCUAGAUCAGAGAGGGAAAUUCUCUGCUAUUGCCAAAGAAGAGAAUAUCAGUGGAGUGCACACAGCUAAAACUUUGCUAACAAAAAGAUUGCCAAUAACAGUGAGAUUAGUACAUGGGACCCCACCAAGAGGAUUGAAAAGUGCCAGUCAUUUUGUUCCAGAAAUAAGGUUACUAUCAAUGUUUGAAGAAGAACAUGUUUUUGCUUUACCCCUUCAGAAAGAAGGUAACGCAGUUGUGGCCCUACCUUUAGCAGCCCCGUUGAAAAUGCAAAAGUGCAAAAACGAGGAACAAGUAAAAAAUUUCAUGGAAUUUGCCAGACUAGUUGAAAAAUGUAACCGUCUAUUGGUGGACGUAGUCGAUAGGAUAUAUGUUUUAGAUGGGAAAUUAGGGGAUCCUAAGAGGCUUCUUAACGCACCGUUACACGCUCCACCGUUAGUCAAAACCGGUUAUUUCCUAAGAAGAAGCGCUUCCUCUGACACUGCCAACCAACACAAACAUUUAUCUCGUCACAGUCAUAUAUACAGUAGUCACAGAGACGAGAACAGUAUUCCUGAUGAAUAUGAUGAAAUAGAUCAAAUCUAUGACUACGUGCGGGGCUUUGCGCCUCUUCCCAAGAACAUAAAAGCAUCUUAUUCAAAUGAAGUAACAGCGAAACAUGAGUCAGCGCCGUCGUCUCCUGCACCCACGCCAAUCCACAUGCCUUUAAUUACAGAAAUUAAGCCAGAACCACCGCCUAUAGAAACUAUACCAACAAAAAAACCAUUAAAUAUCCAAAAAGCUGAGAAGCGUACGCGUAAAACUGCCAUAACUCCUAAAGAAACUCCUGUAACUGUUUAUAAAGAAAAGUGUUCUAUAGCGCCAGCUCCAAACAAUUUACCUAAGUUAUUUAUCAAGAAUAAUGUUAACAAUGGCAAAAACAGAAUGGUGUUCCGUCAAAAGAGUACUUCUCCGACAAAGGAGUCCCCUAGUCCUAUUACUAGUCCAGUUCGUCCUAUAACUAAAGGUGAUUCUCCUAUAUUCAACAUAAGGUAUAAGAGUCUCUCAAAUAUUCAUCAAGCUAUGGAACUAGAUGGAACGUUAGAUUCGAGUCAUUCUGGCGGACGAACUUCUGGUGACUCGGGCAACGGACCAAAACUGCCAGAAAAGAGAUCGAGGAAAAUCAGCAGGCCCAAGUCUUUGACGAAUCUAGUUUGGGAGCUAAAGGGUUGCCCUGUGGAGACGAAUGAGAAACCAAAAGCUAGGAUAAAGAAUGAGAGUUAUAAGAAGAUUGGGAAUAAAUUGUCCCUCGGUGCGCAGAAGAAGGUUCCGACGCUUUAUCUAUAAUUACAGAUCCAACGAGCUUCAUUCAAGAUAAGAAGAGUACUCACCAUUUUGGCUACGUUAACAAAAAAUGGAAACAGGAGCGAAUUUUGUAUAAUCAUACAAUAAUAAUUGCCCAAAAUAUACAUAUAACUAAUUAACAAAUGUUAUACAUAAUAAUGAGAUGAAAAAAAUCUGGAAUCGAACGGGAAUUGAACCCCCGCCCCUGUCUAUCCGCGAUCCUAUCCUCAUAACCACUGAGCUAUCGACACCAUGCCAGUUCGACUGAAUUAAUUCAUCCAUUCCAGAAUUUUUUCAUCUCAUUAUUAUUUUCAAAAAAAAGUUAAAAAGCAUGUGUGACAUGUAUAACAAAUACAUUUAAAUGUUAUACAUAUGUAUAAUAAAAAUACUUACCAAUAAUAUGCUGACCAUUCGGUUUUACGUUUAGAUUUCUUGUCUUAAAAAAUAUUGUCUUAUAACUUGAAUAGAUUCAAGAAAACCGAUUACUAAAAUAAAAUGUUCAAAGAUAUUUAAUUAAUUUUGAUUACUUCAAUUUAAAAUAGCAUUAGGGUAGAUGGCAAGGUCAGAAAAUUGUAAAAAUAUAUAUGCUCUGGAUAAAAUUGAUAUCUUUAAGGCCACUGUGAUCUGUGUGAUUUGUCCUAAUAUAUUUAUUUCUAUUUAUUUUUUUUUUUCACUGGUGUAUUUAAUAAUUUAUAUGCUUUCUCUGUAUGUUUUCUUCGUGCAAUAAAGAAUUUACAAACAAUAUAAAGGCCUUCGAAUAGUCAUCAAAAUAAAAAAAUUACAUCUGCCCUGUUGUAAUAAACUCAACAAUGAAAACCUACUUAAAUACCUAAUUUUAGACUAAGUAUAAAAAGAAAUAUAGUAAUCAGUUCUAACCCAAUCAUGUGGUAAUCAAUUUAAUCAUAUAAUGAAGACAUAUUUUGAUCUCUUAAUUAUAAAUUGUUAUUUAUGAUUUUAAUGCCAUAUUACGGUGUAAUACUUCAAUGUUGUGUAACUUGUGUUAGUUAAGAAUAGUGUAAUGUUUUUUGAGUGCCUAUUUCCUUAAUCGGCAGUAUAUCAAGUGUAAGUGUUCUUUUUUCAUGUGUAAACCAAAAAAACAUGAGGUGCCUUAUUAUGUAGUUGUAAUGAUUUAUUCAUAAUAAUGUACUAUGUAAUGGCAAGUUGUCAAUACUAAUAAUUCAGUGUUUCCAUCUGCACAUUUUUUUUCCAAUGUAAAUAAAAAAUAGUUUUUAUUAUAGCUUGUCGUUCUGCUAGCUUUUUUAAAUGACUUCAAACAAAAAAGAAAACGUGCAGUACGUUUACAAACUACAUAACUAGUAUCAUUUAUUUUACAAAUCGAAAAAAAAAAUUUGUCUAUGCUUCUUAUGAAAUACUCACGAUGCGUGAAAUAAAGCAUACUGUACGUACUUAUUAAGAUAAAUAAAUAAUAAGAAACAGUCACAGUUCUUUAUAUAAGUGAAUAGUUUUAAGACGCGAACAAAAAUAUUUUUAUUCUUAUGCAUUUAUAAUAUUUCUACUACAGUCAUAGUGAUUUUAGGUCCUAUAGGUAUUCUACCUGUUUAAAUAAUGACAGUUUUAUAACACAGAAAACCAUGUAAUAUUUUGUUAACUAUACUGAAAUUAGCUUAAAAAUUGACAUAAUUUGUUCAUUGAAGUGUCUAAAAUAUAGCUAGGAUCCCUGUGACAGCAGGAUGAACUUAUACAUUCGAAGUGUGUAGUAAAAUUUUCGUACUAUUUGCCAUCUGUCACUGGGACCAAGCUAUGUUUUAAAAACUUUAUUCAUGUGGUAUUCAAUUGAAUACCGUAAAUGAAAUUUACACCAACUUUCAAUAAACGAACGAACUUAAAUAAAAUCAUGAAAAUAAAUUUUAAAAUUAAUAAUUGAAAUAAAUAUUCACGAUUGUUUGAAUAUAUUACAUCUCUAUCGCUCUCAUUUCGAAAUUAACGUUGCAUCCUGCUGUCACAGAGAUAAAACUAUAUUUGACACACUAUAAAUCAGCUCUCUUUUUCUGACUAUAAAACUGUCAUCACUUAGUUUAAGAUCUUAAUACUUAAUCUUUGAUAGUUGUCUCGGAGAUGCAAAUACCAUUUUUUGUGACUUCGACAUAAUUAUCACAACAUAAAAAGUAAACUUAUUAUGAAUUGUUAAAAUAAAAUGAAAUCUUGACGUGAUUUCAAAUUGACUAUAUAUUUAUUUUUGUUCAGAACAUACUCAAUUAAAUAAUAUUUGUGCAAGUUAAAGUAAGGGAACAUGCGUUGAUAUAGAUAUUCAUUGCAUAGGUACAUUAUUUACCACCAAUUAAGAAGACAUUUUUUGCUAUCAUACAUUCAUUCACCCAGUAGGUAUUUCUAGUGCCGUGCCUAGACAACAAACGCCAAAAAAUAACAUGUUUUACUUCUGUGAAACAGAAAUCCAAUAAAAUCAGAUAAAAAUCCAUUUGUUGGCUUUCAUUAGCUCAGUGUGGACAUAGCAUAAUACAAAAGUGACUUUCAUAAAAUUGUUGCCAGCACAUAAAUAAAGUAAUGUAAUUUUCAUAGUUUUGAUUUAUGUCUGGCCAUGUAGUUUUUUUUUUUUUAUAAAUCACAAUAUGAUUCAAAAGACAUAAACAGUUCUCUAAAAUCUUUUGUUGUCUUUUAUAUUAAAAAUAAAACCAACUUUAAAUAAUUCAUAGUAAGUGUUGCUAUAAAUAAAAUAUCGAUCAUUCGAAUAUCCAAAUAAAAUAAUCCAUGUUUAGAUUUAAGUUAGCAUCCAGACGUUCGUAAUGUUUAAGAUAUUUUCUACAUUCGUAAUUUUCUGUCUUGUUCUCAACACUCAAUAUUGUAACUUUUACGACGUAAAUAAACAAAAUUAUAUGUA